Messenger RNA from Ctenocephalides felis (cat flea), 438 nucleotides. Its product is annotated as probable cytochrome P450 301a1, mitochondrial. The transcript is spliced from 3 exons. The record is from RefSeq and is a predicted model, not a curated record. NCBI's taxonomy places the organism in Eukaryota, Metazoa, Arthropoda, Insecta, Siphonaptera, Pulicidae. The coding region runs from base 1 to 438 and encodes 145 amino acids. Gene Ontology annotation, molecular function: iron ion binding; monooxygenase activity; oxidoreductase activity, acting on paired donors, with incorporation or reduction of molecular oxygen.
AUGAGCGCACCCAGCAUGCAGUGCGCGAGGUACUUGCACACGGCCGGACGUCGCGGGGCGCACGUGGCCAGCAUAGCGGCGCCCAGCGCGGAACAAACUUUCGCUCACGCUCUACCCUACAGCCGCGUACCAGGCCCGAGACCUCUUCCCUUGUUGGGGAACACUUGGAGAUUGCUUCCGAUAAUAGGCCAAUAUCAAAUAUCCGACAUAGCACGGGUAUCAGAAAUAUUUUACGAAAAAUACGGACGCAUUGUUCGCCUUGGAGGACUUUUAGGUAGACCAGAUCUUCUCUUCGUGUACGAUGCAGAUGAAAUCGAAAAGGUUUACAGAAACGAAGGACCUACUCCAUUCAGGCCAUCUAUGCCUUGUUUAGUUCAUUAUAAAGGAGUUGUACGAAAAGAUUUCUUUGGAGAUUUGCCUGGAGUAGUUGGAGUGUAA